Messenger RNA from Aureobasidium musti, 1998 nucleotides. Lineage: Eukaryota; Fungi; Ascomycota; Dothideomycetes; Dothideales; Saccotheciaceae. The record is from the annotation of a GenBank genome assembly.
AUGGCCAACUCGGCCCAGUAUGGCCCUCCUCUGGACCCUCCUCGCGCCGCAAAUGGUGCUCAGCCAAAGAAAGUCGCCUACUUCUACGACUCAGACGUCGGAAACUACGCCUACAAUGCCGGUCACCCCAUGAAGCCCCACCGUAUCCGAAUGGCCCACAGUCUGAUCAUGAACUAUGGCCUGUACAAGAAGAUGGAAAUCUACCCUGCCUCCAAGUACGAAAUGACCCAGUUCCACACCGAUGAAUAUGUCGACUUCCUCUCCAAAGUCACCCCAGACAACAUGGACAGCUAUGCGAAAGAGCAAGGAAAAUACAAUGUCGGUGACGAUUGUCCCGUCUUCGAUGGUCUGUUCGAGUACUGUGGUAUCAGUGCUGGUGGCAGUAUGGAAGGUGCUGCUCGUCUCAACCGUCAAAAAUGCGACGUCGCCGUCAACUGGGCUGGAGGUCUGCAUCACGCAAAAAAGAGCGAAGCCAGUGGUUUUUGUUACAUCAACGACAUUGUUCUCGGAAUCAUCGAACUUCUCAGAUUCAAGUCGCGCGUCCUCUACAUCGAUAUUGAUGUCCACCACGGUGAUGGUGUCGAAGAAGCCUUCUACUCUACCGACCGCGUCAUGACCUGCUCCUUCCACAAGUACGGAGAGUACUUCCCCGGUACUGGUGAAUUGCGUGACAUCGGUGUCGGCAAUGGUAAAAACUACGCUGUCAACUUCCCGUUGCGCGACGGCAUGGACGAUGUUGCAUACAAGAGCGUUUUCGAGCCCAUUAUCGCAAAGAUCAUGGAGUUCUUCCGUCCUGAUGCUGUUGUUCUUCAGUGUGGUGGUGACUCUCUGAGUGGUGAUCGUCUUGGUUGUUUCAACUUGUCCAUGCGUGGCCAUGCCAACUGCGUCAAGUACGUCAAGAGCUUCAACCUUCCUACCUUGGUUCUCGGAGGUGGUGGCUACACAAUGCGCAACGUCGCCCGUACGUGGGCUUACGAAACCGGCCAACUUGUUGGUCAAGAGAUGGGACCUGAGCUUCCCUACACCGACUACUACGAAUAUUACUCUCCCGACUUCGAACUCGAUGUUCGCCCCUCAAACAUGGACAAUGCGAACAGCCCGGAAUACCUUGAGAAGAUCAAACUUCAAGUUUUCGAGAACCUCUCACGCACAAGAUUCGCACCCAGUGUUCAAAUGACCGACGUACCACGCUCACCACUUGUCGUUCAGCCCAAUGAGAACGACCCUGACAAUGAGGGUGAUACUGAAGAUCUGGAUGAACGUGAGCAACGCCUCGAUGACAAGGAUGAUGACGAAAACCCAGACUCUCGCUAUACUGAACGCAAAUGGGAUGCUCGUAUUGAACGUGAUGAUGAGUUCGAAGAUUCUGACGACGAAGAGAUGGAUGCUCUUCUUGGUGUCAAGAAGCAGCCCGGCCAAGAGCGUCAACGUAUGAAGAUUACCGACCACAAGAAUCCUUUCGCCGAUACUGCUGAGGGUCCUAUCGAGUCUGGAACUGCCACUCCUAUUGACAACACAAUCCCACCAGCAGCUGCUCAAGCCGAUCAAAUGGUUGUCGAGAGAGCACAAGAGGCAAACGCCGCUGUAGGUGAUGCCAUCAUGGCUGCUAAAGCUUCGGAAGAUCCUCAUGCUGUGCAGCCUGCUCUUGGUGAAGAAGUCGCUAGCAAUGGAACUCAACGAGCAAGAUCACCGCCCAAGCCGGCAUCAACCACUGCGCAAGCUCCGGUAGCCGAGCCUGAGGAUGUCGAGAUGGGAGACGAUGACGCUGCUCAACCGCCUACAAAUGCUCCUAACGCAAACAACACGGAAGCGGGUGCUGGACCCACUGCUACACCUCCGCCGGAACCUGCAGCCGUCGAAGCUCCCACAUCAGCUCCCGAAGACGUGGAAAUGGGUGAUGGUGCUGCCGAAGCGAAAGUAGAAGGCCGUCAAGAACGUGAGGCAGAGGAUGUGGAGGGCGAGAUGAAACGUGAGGGUGAGGCUGGUGGUAUUAACUAG